Hansenula ciferrii is the source of this 1935-nucleotide messenger RNA. RefSeq names its product Peptide transporter (gene PTR2). The coding region runs from base 1 to 1935 and encodes 644 amino acids. Gene Ontology annotation, molecular function: dipeptide transmembrane transporter activity. Gene Ontology annotation, cellular component: membrane. Gene Ontology annotation, biological process: oligopeptide transport; transmembrane transport. Lineage: Eukaryota; Fungi; Ascomycota; Saccharomycetes; Phaffomycetales; Wickerhamomycetaceae. The transcript has a single exon. The record is from RefSeq and is a predicted model, not a curated record.
AUGGGGUUUGUUUCUAACAUUACAAAUAGGAUAAAGCCAGCUAAUCAACAUUUGGAUAAUAGCUCAUCAGAUGGUGAAAUUGUACAUAAAUUUGAUGAAUUAACUGAAUAUAAUGAACAAUAUCCAGAACCUACCACUGAAGACUAUGCAACUUUACCAAAGAAAUUAGGUCAUGCUCCUUACAAGACUUAUUUGAUUUGUCUUAUUGAAUUUGCUGAAAGAGCUUCAUAUUAUGGUGUUAAAGGUCGUUUAAAUAAUUUUAUUCAAUUACCUUUACCAAAAGAUGGUAAUGGUGCUGGUGCUCCUCCAAAAGGUACACAAAAGAAUGCUGGUGCUUUAGGUCUUGGUUUAAGAACCGCUUCAGCUGUCACUUUGUUAUUAACCUUUUUAGCUUAUUUAACUCCUUUAUAUGGUGGUUAUAUCUCUGAUAAGAAAUAUGGUAGAGUUAAAACCAUUUGGCUUGGUGUUUGGGUUGGUGCUAUUUCUCAUAUUAUCUUGAUUAUUGCAGCUAUUCCAUCAGUUAUCAAAGGUGGUGCUGCUUUAGCUCCAACAAUUAUUGCUAUUCUAACAUUGGCUCUUGGUACUGGUUUUAUUAAACCAAAUUUAUUACCUUUAUUAUAUGACCAAUAUGAACAUAAAAGAGAUAUUGUUAAGACCAAAGAAAAUGGUGAAAGAGUCAUUGAACUUAGAGAACCAACAUUAGAAAGAAUGACAUUAGUCUUCUACUGGUCAAUUAAUGUUGGUGCAUUUUUAAGUCUUGCUACAGCUUAUUGUGCCAAAUUAAUUGGAUUUUGGUUAGCUUAUUUGAUUCCAGGUAUUAUUUAUUUCAUUAUGGUUCCUGUUUUAUUAAUUUUAGCUCCAAAAUUAAAGAAAGAAACACCAAAUGGAUUAUCAAUUGUGGAAGAAACUUUUAAAGUUAUUAAAUAUGCAUUGAAAGGUGGAUGGAUUAAAAGAUUAAGAUCUGGUGAAUUUUGGGAAUAUGCUAAACCAUCAAAUAUUGUAUCAAGAGGUGAUGUUCAAGCUGUUGAAGCUGUUAAUAAAAAGGGUAAAAAGAAAGUUUCAUGGAAUGAUCAAUUUGUUAAUGAUGUUUGGAUUACAAUUGAUGCUUGUAAGAUCUUUUUAUUUUUCAUUAUUUAUAACAUUACAGAUGGUGGUAUUGGUGGUAUUGAAAAUUCUCAAGCCAAUUCAAUGACUACAAAUGGUGUUCCAAAUGAUUUGAUUGAUAAUUUUAAUCCUUUAACUAUUAUUGUUUUCAUUCCAUUCUUAGAUUAUGUUCUUUAUCCAAUUUUAAGAAAAUAUAAUAUUGAAUUUAGACCAGUUCAUAGAAUGUUUUUUGGAUUUAUACUUGCUGCAAUUUCACAAGUUGCAGGUGCAAUUAUUCAAUGGAAAGUUUAUGAAAGUUCACCAUGUGGUUAUUACGCUACAGACUGUGAUGUUGGUACUGGUGUUUCACCAAUUUCUGUUUGGGUUGAAGUUGUUUUAUACGUUUUAGGUGCUGCUUCUGAAUGUUUUGCCAAUACAGCAGCUUAUGAAAUUGCUUAUACAAGAGCACCAGAACAUAUGAAAGGUUUAGUUAUGGCUUUAUUCUUAUUCAUGCAAUCUAUUUCAGCUGCAAUCUCUGAAGCUGCUACAUCAGCAUUAAUUGAUCCUCAUUUAAUUUGGCCAUUUGUUGCUUGUGCUAUUGUUGGAUUUGUCUCUGCAGUUUAUUUCUUAUGGUUAUAUAAAGAUUUACAUAUUAUUAUGGAACGUGAAAGAAUUGAAAAGGAAAAUUUAUUAAAGAAAGAAUAUGAAGAAUAUUUGAAUGCCAAAGAAUUUGAUGAAGUUGAAGGGGAUAAGGAUAAAACCAUUGAAAAAGUUGUGAGUAAAGAUCUUUCAGUUGAAGAUCAUUUAAUUGAAACAAAAGCAGUUGAAAGUAAUCUAGAAACCAAGAAAUAA